AUGUCGACUCCGGCCGCAAACUUGGGAGACUUCCUUCGAGUAUUGAUGGCAGUGCAGGCUGUGCUCCUGACAUCGGCAGUCCUCGACAAAAUCCCUACCGCCGACCUGACAGCGCCGACAAUCUACUCGACGCUGAAAUCGCGGUACGCCCCUGACGACGCCACCCGCACGCUCGAGCUCUUCUCACGACUCUGGGGUUUCCGUCCCAUGCCCGGCACGGUUGCCGAAUUCGACGGGUGGAUCAUGGAGUUCAAAGCCGUUGCGCAAGAGAUCAUCGACACAAAGACAACUAUCAAUGAUGUUCUCGCCACACUCCUCCUUGCAAUCGCCCACCCGUCCCUCGAGAGCUUCAAGGCGUCGUUCACCGAUGAACAGCGCACGCAACGAACUCUCCCCGACAUUGAUUCGCUUGCCGACCGUAUGCGAGUCCAACUUCGGUCAACGAACAUCCCCAGCACUCAAUCGGCCCUUCUUGCCUCGUCGUCGUCACGUUCUACUCGUCCCAAGUGUCUCGCCUGUCGCAGCCCUUCGCACCGAGUCGCGGAGUGCCCUACGAGGGCGCAACACCCGCCGCCAGGACCCUGUCGCUCCUGCAAGAAGAAGGAUCACUGGUCUCUCGACUGCAAGAAGGCGCUCGAGGACGGCAAAAAGCCCGACACCGCUGACUCGACCGUCGACUCGCAACACCAUGUCGGAUGUCUCGCCACCGGUCUUCUCGCUCGUCGUCGCCAGCUUCGCAACCACUCUUUUGUCGUCGACUCGGGCGCCACUUCGCACAUGGUCUCGGACAAGUCGCUGUUCACGACCUAUCGCCAUAUCGCUCCUACGAAGAUUGGUGGUAUUGCAGGGGGCAUCAACGCCAUCGGAACGGGAAACAUCGCCUUCAUUGCCGCCUCGGGUCAUCCGAUCACGCUUACCGGCGUGCUGCACACUCCGGGCCUGUUUGUCAAUCUUCUCUCGGUCUCUCGACUUUGCGACACCGACGAUGUCCGUGUCGCCUUCACAAAACACGGCAUCCACAUUGACAAGGACGGCAACGACAUCGCUGAAGGCGCACAACUCGACGAAGGGCUCUACUUGCUGGACGCUGAUCAUUCCAAAUGUCAGCACCUUGCUCUCCUUUCUCGCUCACAGUCGUCCGUGCCCCUGCUGACUCUCCAUCGCUGCCUCGGCCAUCUCGCACCGUCCUCCAUACAGAAGAUGGUUGCCGCUGGUUUGCUGGAGGGUCUCAGGGCCGGAUAUAGUGACGAAGAGGUAGAGAAGUUUGUCUGCAAUGCUUGCCUCAGCGCAAAGGGCCAUCGUCUUCCCUUUCCCGAUUCGGAUUCGCACUCCUCAGAGAGACUCGGCCUUGUACACAGCGAUGUGUUUUCCUUCUCCGAGCGGUCCUUGACUGGCAAACGUUACCUGGUCACAUUCCUUGACGAUUACUCGCGCAAACUCUGGGCCUACGCAAUCGGACACAAAAGCGAAGUCUUCGGCAUAUUCAAAACUUGGCUAGCCGAGGUUGAACUCGAGACGGGUGCGACGCUGAAGGUCCUCCGAACCGACAACGGUGGCGAAUACUGUUCGAGAGCGUUCACAGAGUUCUGCAAGGCACGAGGCACUCGUCGACAAUACUCUAUCCCACGCACGCCUCAACAGAACGGUCGUGCAGAGCGGGUCAAUCGUUCCAUUGUCGAAGGCGUCCUUGCCCUCCUUGUCGACGCCCACCUACCCAAGACAUUCUGGGAGGAGGCUGCAGCUUAUUUCGUUUACUGCAAGAACCUGUGUCAACACGCGGCCCUGGACAAGGCAACACCAAACUCCGUCUGGCAGGGUGACCACACCACUGCCUCGGCGCUUCACCCGUUCGGCUGUACAGCUUGGCUUACGGUCGCGCCCGAACUUCGCUCCAAACUCGACCCGAAGGCGGUUCGCGUUCUUUUCACCGGCUACGACCUGGCUUCAAAAGCCUUUCGCUUCUACGACACUACAACACAGAAGAUUAUACUUGGCAGAAAUGCCACGUUCCUCGACACUGAAUUCCCCGGAUUACAUGGCGACCCCACUGAGCAAGACGGCGACCCCACUGAGCAAGACGGCGACCCCACUGAGCAAGACGGCGACACGCACUUCGCCAGCGCUCCCACCACCGAAUCUCAAACCGUUGUCAAGACAUGGACCCCACUAGUAAGGUCGGCGCACAUGGACGUCUCAUCCCCCCUUGAUGAUUCUGCCAUGAGCGCCGUUGACGUGGCCCCAGGGUACACUGGCGGAACCUUACUUAACUUCACAGAUGCCGAAUCGUCCUCGUCACCGUCGCCUGUGCCGUCCUCGUCACCGUCGCCUGCGUCGCCCUCAUCACCGUCGCCUGCGCCAUCGCCUGCACUUUCACCAUCGUCGGCUGCGUCAUUGUCAGGAGCACAGCCUGCACUGCCAUCAAUACUCGAAGGAAGUCUCCCAAGUUUGCGGCCGGAGUCGACAUCAGCUACCGGUUUGUUCGUUGCAAGCAUUGUCGGCGCGAUGGUGUAGUCGUGAGGGCGCGCGGGCGCGCACUCAGUGGUCGAGGGUUCGAUCCGCCCGGAGCGUGAUCUGCCUUUUGGUUUCUUUUCCUUUUUGUUAUCCGAGGCCCGGCUUCGGGGUUUUUACCGGUGCCUUGCAGGCAAUCCUUUUUACCCCUGAAGCGACCUCGUGGUGUAGUUAUUUGAUUCAGUCUUUCCUUCGCUCGGAGCACUUCCCUCCUUUUGCUUUUGCCACCCUUCCCCUAGAGCUUGGUCCACUCAUUAUCAUGACUCGUACCCUCCCUCUUUUUACCCAUUUCGCUGGCAAUUAAGUCCGUUACACUUGAUUUGCUGCGAAGCCUUCCGACCGAAUCCACUCCUCGGUUGCUCUCGGUCGACUGCCGCCGCCCAGCCGACUCGACCUUCCCAUCGGCCUGGUCAGCUAUUUCUUGGAUCGUUUGCCCUUCCUCUUUUGUCCGACCUCGUUGGCCACCAUAGUCCGGUACACUGGACUUGCUGCGAGCCUUGCAGCCGCGUAUCCUCCGCGGUUGCCUCUCGGUCGACUUCCGCCGCCCAGCCGACUCGACCUUCCCACCGGCCUGGUCAGCUAUUUCUUGGAUCGUUUGCCCUCCCUCUUCUGUCCGACCUCGUUGGCUACCAUAGUUCGGUACACUGGACUUGCUGCGAGCCUUGCAGCCGCGUAUCCUCCGCGGUUGCCUCUCGGUCGACUGCCGCCGCCUCGGUCGACACCCCCUUCGCUCCUUCGCGCUUUCGCGCGCUCUCUCGCUCUCUCCCUCGUCUCUCGCGUGUAGUCAUCGUCAUCCCCUCCGACGUUGCCUGUCAGUCAUCGUCACCCUCGGCCUUACCGACCGACUCUGAAGACUCCGCCGAUCCCCUCGACCUCCUCGGCUCACAGCCCCAGGUUCGCCUCGAUCUACAGGACGUGCACCACCCAGACUUCAGCACGUACCGCGAGCCCGCAUCGGCUGAGGAGUCGCCCGACGAACUCGACCUCAUUGGGCGCCACUCUCGCGACGAAUCUCCGGACGAAAUCGAUUUCCUCACCCGACACCACCGCGCCUUCAUCGCCAUCGACGACGACACCUCUGACACAGAGGCAGUUCAGCCAGUCAAGUCCAUCACGAGCGACCCACAGACCUGGCGCGAGGCGAUGUCUAGCGACAAGCGUGAAGUAUGGGCCAAAGCCGCCACCGACGAGUUCACCUCCAUGCGCGACGACUUCAAGGUCUUCACCAUCGAGGACCGAGCCACGGUGCCCGCGGGUGCGACUAUCGUUACAUCCAAGUUCGUCUGGAAAACGAAACGGAACGCACUCGGCGAAGUCACUGGACACAAGGCAAGGCUGGUCGCGCAAGGCAAUCGGCAACGCGACGGCAUCGACUUCAACGAAACGUUCGCACCGGUCGCACGCUUCUCCUCGAUACGCUCACUCCUCGCGCUGGCGGCCGCCAACGGCUUGCACGUGCACCAGGCGGACAUCGACAAAGCAUAUCUGCAUGGCGACCUUGACCACGACAUCUGGAUGACGGCACCGCGCGGCUUCGACCUUCCCAGCGACAAGGUGCUUCGCCUGCGACGCUCCAUCUACGGGCUCAAACAGGCUGGCCGAAUCUGGAAUCGACACAUCGACGCUUCGCUUCGGGCCCUCGGUUACACGGCGACGGGCACCGACCACUGCGUAUACUCUUGGCUCGAUGAUCGUCAAUGUCCACACUACAUCGCACUGUACGUCGACGACCUCCUGAUGAUCAGCCCGGACCUGGCCGAAAUCGAACGUGUCAUCUCAGGCCUGGAACAACGCUACGGAGUCAAGCGCCUCGGCCCGGCCGAGUAUAUCCUCGGCAUCCAGAUCAGGCGGUUCGACGACGGCUCUAUCGCCCUAUCCCAGGAACGGUACAUCAUGGACGUGCUCGCUCGGUUCCACUUCGACACCACGACUCGCGGCACUACAGUUCCGAUGACUCCCGGCCUUUCGCUCACUGCUAUCCCGGGUCAAGGCACCGAACGGAUCAGGUCAUGGUAUCUGCAGGCUAUCGGCUCGCUCCUCUACAUUUCGCUCGGUACCCGCCCUGACAUCGCCUUCGCCGUGUCCUACCUGGCCCGCUUCGCCAACAACCCCGGUCGUCGUCAUUGGAUUGCGGUCAAGCACAUCCUACGCUAUCUCCGGGCCACGUAUCGCAACGAACUCGUGUAUGCUCGCGGCCAGGCUCGCAUCACGGGUGUGGUAGGCUACUCCGACGCGAACUGGGGGGCCUGCAUCGACACAUCGGUGUCCACCAUGGGCUACGUCUUCUACAUCGCUGGCUCGGCCGUGUCCUGGUCGUCCAAACGCCAGUCUCGAGUUGCCGAUUCGACCACCGACGCUGAAUACCUCGCCCUCUCGCAUGCUGGCAAGGAAGGGAUUUACCUCAGUCAGCUGCUCGAAGAGCUCCAUGUACAACCUGUUGCACCGGCUCACAUCUUUACUGACAACGAAGCCGCUGCUGCAGUUGCUCACGAUCCUGUCCGCGUCUCUGGCACUCGGCACAUACGCUUGCGUGAGCACUUCGUUCGGGACAUGGUGAAUCGGGGCGACAUCUCUCUCUCGCAUGUGGGUACCAGCGACAUGGUGGCCGACAUCUUCACCAAGGCUCUCGGCCCAAAGGUCUUCUCAACGCACUGCUACGCCCUCGGCCUUUGCACUCGACACCCGCGGCUUGGGUCUGCCUCGCAUUCGCGUGGGGGGGGGGGGGGUGUGAAGAGUCCACUCUCAGCUCGACAGGGGCGCCUCGGUCGUUGCGCGCACUUGCUAGCCCGCCCCCGGCGGUGGGGACUUAGACGCGCGCGACUGCCUCAGCGCGCCAGCGCCGGCGGAUUCAUGCGCGCGCCCGCUAGCCCGCCCCCUUGCGGUGGGGACUUAGGCGCGCCGGCGAUUUCACCCGCGGCUGACUUAGGGAUGUACAUUGUCACGCGCCUGGGCCUAUCCCAGUGUGGCCCCCCCCCUUUCUGUUUCUUAGCUUCCUUCUCAUCACUUCUGUUCGACUCUCAACCUCUCCUGACAGUAGUGGUGAACGUCUCAUAGGUACGCUGAAAUAUAUCACUUCUGUUCGACUCUCAACCUCUCCUGACAGUAGUGGUGAACGUCUCAUACGUGUCACGAAUGGGAGUUUCACCACUCCAAGUUCGGCCUCUCAGCACCCACGUCAUCCGCGUGACUUCGGCCUUCCCGCGCUUCGGCACCUGCACUGCCUUCUUCUCCUCCAACUAUACGCUCACAACCCUCUCGCCCCCGACUCUUACGUGAACAUCAACCAAGCUCUAUUACGUGAUCCUUGGCCUCAACACUAUUACAUGAUCCUCGUGCCUCGCCUCCUCGUCCCCGACUCCUCUGGUCUAGUUUCCCAGUUCCGUAGCUCACUUCUCUCUUUCCCUUCUGCAACUCGAAUCUCGUCAAAGGUCACAUCCUUGCACUCGUCCCUCGUCCUCGCCUCUUGUGAGAAGUCCCUAGAACACCUCUCAACUUGUCACUCGCCCUUGCCCUCGUCUGGCUCACCUCUCCUAUCUUCGUCCUUUGUGAUAGAAGAUUCGAGUUCCCAGGUUCUACCGACUUCCUCUGCCAUGUCCUCCAACCCUCUCUCUAUCGAAGAACUCCAGGCCGCCCUCGCCGCCCGCGACGCCACCCUAGCCUCUCGCGAAGCUGAAAUCACCAGCCUCCACGCCGAAGGCCGCGCUCUACAGUAGACCUACCAAGCGGUUUUGGACAACUUCAGCGUCGUCAAGAAGCUCACCGACACCCUCCAGCACACUCCCAAGCCCAAGUCGCCGUUGGAGAAGCCGCCUGCCUAUGAUGGCAAGGACAAGACCGGUUACUCUACGUUCGUAUCUCAGUGCAAGUUCUACAUCUAUGGCAACCCCACUCUCUUCACUACGGAUCAGGAGAAGAUUGCUUUCAUGAUUUCCCUCCUCCGCAACAGUGCCUACAAGGUCUUCGAACCCUACAUCGAGCUCGCCGACGAGAAGCGCCCCCACUUUCUCAAGGACUUCACCGCUUUCCUCGAACAGGCCCAGCUCUACCUUGGCGACCCCGAUCGCGAACACACCAUUACCAACAAGUUGCGCGCCCUUACCCAAACCGGAUCCACGGCUGCCUAUGCGAGUACCUUCUUCCAGCUCUCUGCUUUCCUUGCUUGGAAUGAUCCCACUUUGCAGGCCCAAUACUACGCCGGCCUCAAGCCCGACGUUCGCAACAUGCUCAGCCUCCAAGACAACCCCACCUCGGUUGCCGACCUCUCCGCCAAAGCUAUCAAGGCCGACAACCGUCUUCAUCAAAGCCGUCAAGAAGCGAAGGCGACCACCAAGCCUCAUUCGCAACACUCUCAGCAACGCGGCAACUCUGCUUCGCCGCCGACCCGCGUCACCACAAACGUCACGACCCAGGGCCCCACUCCCAUGGAUGUUGACGCCACGACCACUCGCAGGGCUCCUCUCACCCCUCAAGAACAACCUCUGCCUUUACUGCGGUGAAGGUGGCCACCAGGUCAGCUCUUGCCCCGCCGCUCCAAGGAAGUAUCCAGGACGUCGUGCUGGCAACACCACUUUCUCCAUCACAGAUGCCGCUGCCCCCUCUAGCAAUUCGAAAAACUAGAGCGUCCUCUGCCCUCGUGUACGCAUGAGGACAUCACACACGCGCACGGCAUCACUCGGUCACCUCCUUCACCGGUCUACAUCACUCUGGCAUCCACACUCGACACUCAACCUUUCGAUCAUCUCGUCCUACCCCUCGACUUCUGCCUGGAACCUCCGGUCUCAGGCUCGGCCCUCAUCGACUCGGGUGCGACCUCGUUGUUCAUUGAUGACUCUUUCGUGUCUCGUCAUGGCCUCGUCCGCCGCCCCCACUCUUCGUCAUCGACGGCCGCCCCAUCGCGUCCGGCCACGUCACCCACUUCGUUCGCCUCACGAUCACGCUCGGAGGACACUCUCAAGUCAUUCAGGCCGAUGUCACGCAGCUGGGUACCUACCCGCUGGUGCUCGGCACCCCAUGGUUACGUCUCUUCAAUCCCUCUAUCAAUUGGGCAGACAAUACACUCACUUUCUCGUGCUCUCAAUGCACUCUUGGACAUCCAACCUCAGUUGAUGUCGGCCUUCAGGGCCUCCCACUUGUACACUCGGCGCCCGACCUCGCUCUGGACGUUGCCCUCGCUUCCUCUGACGCCUUCGAUCAAAUUCUGGUCGAUGAGCCCUCCCUUGGCCUGAUCAAUCGCGAUCCAGCGCACUCGUACUUGUUCUCGACCUCAGAGGAAGCCUCCCCGUCAGUCUUCCCUGUGGGUCCACCUGAUUCUGCCGAAUACCUCGAUGACUUGCGAUCUGCGCUUCCUUCGGAGUACCACCACCUUCUUCAGGCUUUCUCCAAAGCGCAGGCCGACACUCUUCCGCCUCAUCGACCCUUCGAUCUCGCCAUCGAGAUAGAAGACGGCAAGCAACCUCCUUUCGGCCCUCUCUACCCUCUGUCCGAAAAGGAGCUUCAGGCACUCUCGACUUGGAUCGACGAGAACCUCUCGAAGGGGUUCAUCCGCCCGUCGACUUCGCCAGCGGGCGCUCCCAUUCUCUUUGUUUGCAAGAAGGAUGGGUCGCUCCGCCUCUGUGUCGAUUACCGGGGACUCAACGCGGUCACCCUCAAGAAUCGAUACCCCUUGCCCUUGAUCCCGGAGGCGCUCGACCGACUUCGUUCGGCCAAGAUGUUCACCAAGCUCGAUCUGCGCUCCGGCUACAACCUUGUUCGCAUAAAAGGGGGAGACGAAUGGAAGACCGCGUUUCGCACACGCUACGGUCACUUCGAAUGCCUCGUCAUGCCAUUCGGUCUCACUAACGCCCCUGCUGCCUUUCAACACUUGAUGAAAAGCAUCUUCCACGACCUCCUCGACGUCACGGUGCUCGUUUACCUCGACGACAUCCUCAUCUUUUCGGAUUCGCCUUCCGACCAUGUCGUUCAUGUGCAAGAAGUCCUUCGUCGCCUCAUCGAUAACCGGCUCUACUGCAACCCGAAGAAGUGUGAGUUCCACCAGACCUCGACUGAGUACCUCGGCUUCAUCAUUUCGCCCGACGGUGUCUCGAUGUCUCCUUCGAAGGUGGACUCCAUCACUUCCUGGCCAGCUCCGACCACGCUCAAGGAGUUGCAACAGUUCCUCGGCUUCGCCAACUUCUACCGGCGUUUCAUUCAAGGCUACUCUCGCAUCAUCUCGCCUCUCACCCGUCUUCUCAAGAAGGGUGCCGUCUUCGACUCCUUGGCUCUCGCCGCCUUCAAUCGCCUCAAGUCGCUCUUCGCUUCCGACAUCAUCCUUCGUCACUAUGAUCCUUCGCUUCCUUGCGUCAUUGAGUCCGAUGCGUCUGAUUAUGCCAUCAGCGCGAUCCUCUUCCAGUCAGUCGAUUCUCAGCUUCGUCCUGUUGCAUUCUUCUCUCGCAAGAUGACCCCUGCCGAGCAGAAUUACAAGAUCCACGACAAGGAACUCCUCGCCAUCGUUGCCUGCAUGAAACUUUGGCGACAUUAUCUUGAAGGAGUUCACCACCCAAUCACGAUCCUCACCGACCACAACGCGCUUCAAUACUUCCAGACGACCAAAGUGCUCACUUGUCACCAAGCUCGCUUGACAGGCAACGUUGGAGGGGAUGAUGAUGACUACACGCGAGAGACGAGGGAGAGAGCGAGAGAGCGCGCGAAAGCGCGAAGAAGCGAAAGGGGUGUCGACCGAGAGCGACCGAGGAGUGGAUUCGGUCGGAAGGCUUCGCAGCAAAUCAAGUGUAACGGACUUAAUUGCCAGCGAAAUGGGUAA
This is a messenger RNA of Microbotryum saponariae, 9307 nucleotides long. The record is from the annotation of a GenBank genome assembly. Lineage: Eukaryota; Fungi; Basidiomycota; Microbotryomycetes; Microbotryales; Microbotryaceae.